AUGGCUGACGGUGAUGAUGUUUUGAAUGAAGAACGUCAAAUCAAUGAAGAUUAUAAAAUUUGGAAGAAAAACUCUGCCUUUCUCUAUGAUCUAAUCAUGACACACGCUCUAGAAUGGCCAUCACUCACUGUUCAAUGGCUACCGUACACAGCAAAACCAGAAGAUGGUAAAGAUUAUACCACACAUCGUCUUAUUCUUGGUACUCAUACGUCUGACGAACAAAAUCAUUUGGUAAUUGCUUGCGUACAAAUUCCUAAAGAUGGUGCAGGCAAUGAUUCGACUCAAUACGAGUCGGAACGAGGAGAAUUCGGUGGUUUCGGUUUAUUUAAUGCUAAGAUUGAAAUCGAAUUAAAAAUCAAUCACGAUGGAGAAGUUAAUCGUGCUCGGUACAUGCCACAAAAUCCUUCAUUGAUUGCAACAAAAUCUCCAUCAGCAGAAGUUCUCAUAUUCAAUUAUGCGAAAUUGGCAAGUAUACCAAAAGAUCAAUUGUCUAUGAUGAGUGCCGAAGCAUGUCCAGAAUUACGUCUUCGCGGACAUACGAAAGAAGGUUAUGGUCUCUCAUGGAAUCCCAAUACUGCAGGACAAAUUUUAUCUGCAUCGGAUGAUCACACAAUUUGUUUAUGGAAUAUUGAGAAAUCACCAAAGGAUGGCAAAUUCGUCGAUCCAUUGGCUAUCUUCUCCGGACAUCAAGCUGUAGUUGAAGAUGUUGCUUGGCAUUUAUUUCAUGAACCACUUUUCGGAUCCGUCGGUGAUGACUGUAAAUUGAUGAUUUGGGAUACACGAUCAUCAAACUUUACCAAACCAUCACAUGUUGUAGAUGCACAUAAUGCGGAAGUCAAUUGUUUAUCAUUCAAUCCAUUUUCCGAAUAUAUUCUCGCAACUGGUUCAGCUGAUAAAACUGUUGCUCUUUGGGAUCUUCGCAAUCUGAAAUUAAAAUUACAUACAUUUGAAUCACACAAAGAUGAAAUCUUUCAAGUUCAAUGGUCCCAUCACAAUGAGACAAUUCUGGCAUCAAGUGGAACAGAUCGGCGAUUACAUGUUUGGGAUUUGAGUAAAAUUGGUGAAGAACAAACCAGUGAUGAUGCAGAAGAUGGUCCACCCGAACUAUUAUUUAUUCACGGUGGUCAUACAGCUAAGAUUUCAGACUUUUCAUGGAAUCCAACUGAGCCGUGGGUAAUCUGUUCAGUUUCAGAAGACAACAUCAUGCAAGUUUGGCAAAUGGCAGAAAAUAUUUACACGGAAGAUGAAAAUGAAGGCAAUUCAGUUGAUCUUGACUAG
This is a messenger RNA of Adineta ricciae, 1278 nucleotides long. The record is from the annotation of a GenBank genome assembly. NCBI's taxonomy places the organism in Eukaryota, Metazoa, Rotifera, Eurotatoria, Adinetida, Adinetidae.